Erythranthe guttata (spotted monkey flower) is the source of this 2753-nucleotide messenger RNA. Its product is annotated as putative late blight resistance protein homolog R1B-17. Gene Ontology annotation, molecular function: ADP binding. The record is from RefSeq and is a predicted model, not a curated record. Lineage: Eukaryota; Viridiplantae; Streptophyta; Magnoliopsida; Lamiales; Phrymaceae. Gene Ontology annotation, biological process: defense response to other organism.
UUUUCUUCAUCUUGAUCUGCUACACACUAAAACCAGAGAUGGCAUAUGCUGCACUUGUUUCGCUUACACAAACCACAGAUCAAAUCCUGACCAAUAAAAAGCAUCCAAUUUUUCUUCCCAACAAACAGCCAAUCAUAUCAAUCCACGAAUACUCCAUUUUCCUGCAAGCAUUUCUCGAAGAUUUCCCAGAUAAAGCCACCACUCUGGAAGUUCGAAUCGGAGAUGCAGCAACUGAAGCAGAAGACACCAUCGAAUUCCUCACCUCGGACCAAAUCCGGCCGUCGAAGUACGGUAACCGCCGCCGCAAUUUUCGAGAUCUGGAAAAAGUAACCGGAGAUCUCGAUUCAAUCGCCGCAGAUGUGAUGCUGAUAAAAAAUGGCGCCGGAACGAAAACCGCGCAGCUAAUCGGCGAUUUUUUUCCCGGUGAUAGUGUUAGUUCAUCCCCCAAACUCGCGUCCACAGGUAAAAAUCUUAUGGUCGGUUUUAACGAUGACCUAAUUGCGGUAAAAUCUCGGCUCUGUGGAGAAUCGUCGAAACUCGAAGUAAUCCCAAUUUUUGGUAUGGGCGGAAUCGGUAAGACAACCCUAGCUAGAAGCGCUUACGACGAUCCGUUAACUAUGCAGCACUUUGUUAUUCGUGGUUGGGUCACAAUUUCACAGCAUUACAGUGCGCACGAUCUUCUUUCGGGCCUCGUUUCUUCUAUGAAAGAGUUCAUCAAAGAAGAACCCGCACAGGGUAUCGAAUCAGAAUCAGUGACGGAGAAUUUCGAAUUCGGACAGAGCAACAAUGAAGCGAUGAAACAAAAGAUAUACCAAACCCUAAUCGGUAGGAGGUAUCUCAUCGUGUUGGAUGAUAUGUGGAGUACGAAAGCUUGGGACGAUACGAAGAGGAUUUUUCCCGACAAUAAUAACGGAAGUCGGAUUUUGCUGACAACGAGGUUGUCGGACGUGGCUGCGUACGCGGACCCUUGUAGCCCUCUUCACGAGAUGCCUUUCAUGGAUGCCGAUCAAAGCUGGGAUUUGCUUCAGCAGAAAGUCUUCGGACACGAAGAAAAUUACCCUCUCGAAUUGGAAAAUAUUGGGAAGGAGAUUGCUCGGGGCUGUAGAGGAUUACCCCUCGCGAUUGUAGUGAUUGCAGGUGUUCUAUCCACGGUCAGCAAGACUCGUUCUUCGUGGGAGGAAAUCUCGAAAAAUAUAAAUUCGACAGUCGGUACUAAAGACGGGCAGAUUGAAAAGAUAUUGUACUUGAGUUAUACUCACUUGCCACAUCAUUUGAGACCGUGUUUUCUGUACAUGGGAGGGUUUCCGGAAGAUUACGAGAUCCGUGCCUCGAAACUCGUCAAACUAUGGGUGGCCGAGAGUUUCUUGAAGCCAAGUUCUUCUAGAAGCUUCGAAGAGGGGGCGGAGGAUUAUUUGGAGGAUCUUGUUAAGAGAAGUCUCAUUUUCGUCACAAAGAGGAAAUCCAACGGCAGAAUCAAGAGUUGCAGCGUACACGAUCUUGUUCGGGACUUGUGCAUAAGAAAGGCGAACGAAGAGAAGUUCCACCGACACAUUACCGAUAGGUACGUGUCGGAUGUUCUUCUUGAAAGGAUUAAGAACCAGCGACGUAUAUGUAUUGCUCACUCUUAUCUUGAUCGUGAGACUAGCAUUUACGGCUCGAGUAUUCGUACUGUUAUAUGUUUUCAGCGCAAUGCGAGUUCGUUGGGCUUUGUUGGGAAUAUUCGAUUGCUGAGGGUGUUGGAUGUGGUGGAUGCUAAUUUCAGCCCGUUUAUAUUAUACGUAUCCCUCCCUUCGAAACUGUUCGAGCUUUUCCAUCUAAGAUACCUUGCUUUCAGCUACCCGACUACGAUUCCUUCGGACAUAUCAAACCUUCAGAAUCUUCAAUCCUUAAUCGUUCGUUCUGUCGGGACAUGUUUCGUACCUCUGCCACGGGAAAUUUGGAGGAUGCCGCAGUUAAGACAUCUCGUUUGUCGCUCUUUCGGCCCUUUACCCUGCCCUGACGAAGGAGCAACUCUAGCUCUAGAAAACCUGCAAACGCUCGCUGUAGUAACAAAUUUUGUGUGCAGUGAGAAGAUUACGGAAAUGCUUCCGAAUCUACGAAAACUCGGAAUCGUUUAUUCUGGUGAUGACUGUUAUCAAGAAUUCCACCUCGGCAAUCUUGUGCUCUUGUGUAAACUUGAAAGUUUGAAGUUGGAGGUGAUUGGCAGGCCCCAUUUUCGGACAAGGCUUAAUCCUGUUUUUCCUAGGUUGCUCAAAGAGUUGACUUUGAGUGGGUUUGGGAUUAUUAAUUGGAAAGAUAUGACCAUUGUUGGUUCGUUGCUUAAUCUUCAAGUGCUUAAACUACGAGACUCUGCUUGCGAAGGAUACGAGUGGAUAACAAACGAGGGAGAGUUUCUUGAGCUUAAAUAUCUGCUUAUUGACAACUCUGACCCUCAACAAUGGAUAACUGAAAGUGACCAUUUCCCAAGCCUUAGGUUUCUGCUACUUCAUAGUUGUCGGAAUCUAAGUGAGAUUCCAAAUUGUGUCGGGGAUAUUUCGUCACUUGAACUCAUCGAGGUUAAGUACGGUAAUAAAUCUCUUGUGGAUUCGGCCAAACAGAUUGAAGAGGAACAACAAAGUUACGGAAACGAGGGCCUUCAAGUUCGUUGUAUGCCUUAUUAAUGAUGUAAUUUCAGUACUGUAAUUGUGUGUAUACAUUUGAUUGUGCCAUUGGGCAAGAACAAGAUUAAUAGAAGUAAUUAAUUACAAUAUUAA